This is a messenger RNA of Dovyalis caffra, 1581 nucleotides long. The record is from the annotation of a GenBank genome assembly. Lineage: Eukaryota; Viridiplantae; Streptophyta; Magnoliopsida; Malpighiales; Salicaceae.
AUGGCUUCUCUGAUAUCUCCCAUGACACCUGCACUUCAGCAGAAUCCUAAAAUUAUUUGCUUUUCUGCUUUCAAGCCUACUUUGCAUCAUGAUAAAUCUCCUUUCACUAGCCGUUUGAGAAGUAACUCAGGCAGGUGUAAAGCAUAUUUUGGCAACAUCCCAGAUGAAUUAUUGGAGAACGCUCUUCAACUGGAUCAAUUCCCAGCUUUUCAAUCUGGGUUGGUGCAAUUUCAGAGUGUUACUGAGGAACUGUCAGAUACGCAGAAAUGGGGUCUUCUGAUUUUUGCAGGGGCGGCAUGGAUUUACUUAACUGCAAGGCCUGGUGUUCUCAUUGGUGCCAUUGAUGCAUACCUUCUGGCUCCUUUGCAACUUGGUUUGGACAGUUUGACUGGAAGGAGGAACUUGAAGAGUAGUGAUUUUCUGGUUGGCGAUAAAUUGGGAGAAGGUUCUUUUGGUGUUGUUUAUUCUGGGGUGGUUGUUCCAAGGAACGCAACUGUAGAGAAGUUGCCCAAGAGGGGAACUGGAAGAGCAUUACAGUUGAAUGAGAAGUUCAAAGAAAAGGUCAUACUAAAAAAGGUGAAGGUUGGAAUCACAGGGGCAGAACGAUUCGGCGAAGUUGAAGAGUGGUUUAAUUAUAGGCUGUCAAGAGCAGCUCCUGAAACGUGUGCUAAGUUCCUCGGAAGUUUUGUUUCUGAUACAACAAGUUCCCAAUUCACAAAGGGGGAAAAUGGCUUGUUUGGAAAUUCGAGAAGCAAUUGUUUAAUAUUUCCUGAUUCACUAAGCUUCAUCUAUUCAAUCUCAAUGCAUAAUGAUUUGUUUAUGGUUCUGGGAGAUCGAACCCUUGGUGAUUACAUGAAAGGUCGUAACUUCCCUUUUAACUUAGAGCCUGUUAUGUUUGGGCGUGUUCUGCAAGGAGUUGAUUCUGUUAAACGAAGUGCAUUGAUCAUCAAGCAAAUAAUGCGCCAGAUUUUUACUUCACUUAAGAAAAUCCAUGAUACUGGCAUUGUUCACAGGGACGUAAAGCCAGCCAACUUAGUGGUGACAAAAAAGGGACAGAUUAAGCUCAUAGAUUUUGGGGCAGCCGCGGACCUCCGAAUUGGCAAGAACUACAUACCUGACCAAAGUCUGCUUGAUCCAGAUUAUUGUCCACCUGAACUAUUUGUGCUCCCAGAGGAGACACCAAGUCCUCCACCUGAGCCGGUUGCUGCUCUUCUUUCUCCAGUUAUAUGGCAGUUAAACAGUCCUGAUCUAUUUGAUACGUACUCUGCUGGGAUUGUUCUCCUGCAAAUGGCAAUACCAAGCUUAAGGCCUGUAUCAGGCUUAAAGAAUUUCAAUACAGAAAUAAAGAAAGCUAGAUAUGAUUUGAAUAAAUGGAGGGAGAUUACUCGAUUGAGGCCUGACUUGACAAUUCUUGAACUUGACUCUGGUAGAGGGUGGGAUCUAGCUACAAAACUGGUUUCAGAGAGAGGUUAUCUUGGAAGGGGACGCUUAUCAGCAGCUGCUUCUCUAAGGCAUCCUUAUUUCUUGUUGGGGGGUGAUCAGGCAGCUGCAGUGAUUUCAAAGUUUAGGUUAACCAAAUAG